CACGAAUAACUAAGAAAUUCAUUUACCUUGGCCAAAUGUUGUGCCGUGUCUCGUCUCUUCUGGAUCUUCCACUUUUAGAGAGGUCUGAUAUCUUCAGUUUAGACAUGAAACAAAAUGGGGUACAAUAUUAGUAAGAGUCAUCAAUGCAAGUUGACUGUAGACCUUGGCUCACUAUCCACGAACCACCCCCACUCCAAAAUUCUUGUUAUCCACUAUCCGAAUUCCAUAGUAAAGGUAGAGGGCUCGUACAUCUAUGCUAGAUAUUGUAUAAGUUGAGUUUGGCAGACAUCGUGUAACUCUGGCAAGCUAGAAUCUGACUUUUGCGUUGAGCAGAAUUCUUAUUUCAACUUUACAGACACAAUUGUCAUCCCUCACUUUUGACCGUGUAUAUUUGGAUAACAUUUUUUUUAAAUUCCUUUUUCUUCAUAUCGUAAAAUAUUCUAAAACACCAUAUUUGUAACAGUGAUGAGAAUAAUAGAAAUAAAUUAGUUUAGGAUAAUUGAUCUCCAAUGUCGGGAGAUCCAUUCGACUUUAUACGAUGGAGUGUCAGUCGAGCGAUAGUAAAAAAUUGUUCAAAGUAUUCGACGCGUCUAAACGCAAGAGGAUUAGGAAAAAACGUGAAGGGCUCGACGAUACCAACUCUGUAGUGACUGACGAUUCUACUAGCGGUUGUCAAGCCAACUGUCGAGUGCCCUCCACCAAAGCUAGUUUACAAGAAAUAUCUACUGUACAGAAUUUAACUGGACAGCAAGAUGGAAAUACUACGAAAAGGGACAGAGACAGCAGUCCUUCAAUGUCGCGGUCUCCCGUCGAGUUGCGCCGAACGUCGCGGUCGCCACGGCGUCAUCGCCGAUCUACGAGAGAAGGCAUCUCUCUGGCUUUGAAAGCAGGUCUCGUUUCAACCCCGCGCUCCAUAUCGCCACGACAGGAAGGCGUUGUGGAAUCCAUACCACAAGAUCAGGAUUCGUUCAUAUACGCCUUUCUCGAGGAAGCCAUCAAAAGGGACAAAAAGAAACAGAGACACGCUCGUCGGCGUGAAGAGCGGCGCAUGAGUCGCGAGGACGAACGCGAGGUGUCGGCGCCGCGCGACCGACACCGACAUCAUCACAGGGACCGCCAUAGAGACGAUGUUCCUUCUAGAGAGCAUGACAAACCACCAAAAGAAGUGUCUCCUGCCGCAGCUAUAGACCAAACUAUUCUGUUUGAAACUUUUGCAAAGCUUUGUGCUCAAAUGAACGACAAGAAUAGUCACUGUUACCAAGUAGCUCGUACCCAGAGUCACAAGUCGUUACAAUGUGAAGUAGUUUCGAGACGAGAAACGUAUGAAACGGAUCGUCACCCAGUUAGAUUAACUCAUGUAAGAUCACGAGAAAUGGUGCCCGCGUCCAGGAUCAGGAGCCAGGAGAAUUUUGCGGGGAAAGUCCGCAGCCAUGAAAGAAUUCCCGGCGUUAACCAAGUUGAUCGCGUGAAGCAAGAUAAAUGUAUGUGUUACUAUGAAAAGGAAAAUCCUAAGUACUCUAGCAAACUGGAUAUGACAAGAUCAAGGACGCGGCCUAUGGAAGACGACAGGUACCGCGAUUACCCUCCGGCUGUCGUUCCCACUAGGAGUUGCAUUGACCCUUACCGACCACGGCCUGCGGAUAGUCGGGAAUAUCGUGAUUACGACAGGGACGUGAGAAAUAGGCAUUAUGAAGAUGAUAAAAAGAGGUUCUUUGAGCAAAAAACCAGUAGGAGUUUCGACGUGCAUCGAGAAGGGUACGAAGACGAUCGGAACAACUGCCGGAGGACUACACGAAGUGACACGAAGGACAGACGUUACGAUGAGCGAGACAAAAGGUACGACGAGGUAGGCAAGUACUAUGACGAGAAACCUCUGGAAGCGCGGGAUAGGAAUGCCAUAUCGAACAAAGACCGGCGUUGGAAGAGGAAUGGGGACAGGUUCGAGAGGAACUCUGUCGUGUCGCGGGAUGAUGACUAUAGAGAUAGGGACAGAGACCGGGACAGGGAUAGGGAUAGAGAUCGGGAUCGGUAUUCUGAGAGAGAGAGGGACUCCGGCUUGAGUGUAGCUGAUGGGGAGACGAGCACUAUGAGUGCCAGGAGUAACUAUCUGAAGGUUGUAAAGCAAGAGAUAGCAGAACAGCGAGAGGCGAUGGACAAAAUGAUGAAACUCUGGAAGGAGCUGAUGAGAUGUUUUAAGGGUAUUUCCCAGACUCAAGUACAGGACAAGAAUAUGAAAGACUCUGCAGCGAACGUGCGCGAAUCGGCAGCGGCACAACUGCGUCUAUGGCGCGAGUGUAUGCGAAGGUACGAAACCGUCGCCAGGGACGUCGGUGAUACGGACGCUAGGCUUAUGGAGAUCAAGAAGCAGCGUUCAGAAAUGGCAGAGAUGGCCAACAUGUGGCAGGAGUGCCUGCAGCGGUAUCGAGACAUGAGCAACGAUUUCAAUAACCUUAAACAACAGUUGGUGACUCCGGAGAGUCCUACGCGGCAGGCCGCCCCGCCGCUGGUCUGUGCGGAGGGCGAGGGCACCAUGCCCACCGCGACCUACCGACUGCCGCCUAACUUCCCACCACCACACAUAGCAGGUCCCCCGGCUGGGUACACGGCGGGCGGGUCCCCGCUGCGCAGCCGUGCGUCGGCGCCGCCCGCGUGGUGGUGGUGCCCGGAGGCGCCGGCGCGCUCGCCUCGCCGCCGCUCCUCGCCCGAGUCGCGAGCCUCGCGGGAUCGGGACCGCAGGCAUCGCCAUAAAGAUAGAGAGGAGACCAGAUACAAGGAGAAAUCUUCGAAACCUUCUGCGGCACGUUCGGAGCACAGGCACAGAAAAAGAUGAGACUCAAAUAUCCAACAUAAAAUUCUCGUUACGACAACACAUCACACGUUAGCAUACACGAGAAAUUUUCUAAAGUUUAGAACUAAGAAAAAAUGUAUAAGUAAUUGAAAAUUGGUGCAUUGUGUUCGAUGAAAUUGUAUUGUAUACCUAGUUUGAUUUUGAAGAAUGUAUCAUGUAUCAAGUGAUUUUUGACUGUUGUUGCAAAUAACUCAUAUAAACAUAUAAAACGAC
This is a messenger RNA of Helicoverpa armigera (cotton bollworm), 3061 nucleotides long. RefSeq names its product zinc finger CCCH domain-containing protein 13. Gene Ontology annotation, cellular component: mRNA cleavage and polyadenylation specificity factor complex. Bases 539 to 2830 code for a protein of 763 amino acids. The record is from RefSeq and is a predicted model, not a curated record. NCBI's taxonomy places the organism in Eukaryota, Metazoa, Arthropoda, Insecta, Lepidoptera, Noctuidae. The transcript is spliced from 14 exons.